Messenger RNA from Rubroshorea leprosula, 787 nucleotides. The record is from the annotation of a GenBank genome assembly. Lineage: Eukaryota; Viridiplantae; Streptophyta; Magnoliopsida; Malvales; Dipterocarpaceae.
AUGAUCUACUGCAUAUUAAGAGAAUCUCAAAGCCAGAUCGAGUGGAAGCAAUCAACUACACAUGCUUAGUUACAAACUCUAUAUUGCAUGAUUUUGGUGAGAUCCAUAUUCUACUCCAAAGAGUCUAGAUUUACAUCACACCCUUCUCCAGAGAUAUUGCAUCAUCUUGGUGAAGUCUAUACUCUACUCCGAAGAGUAUAGAUUUACAUUAAUUAUUCUCAAGCAGUCGGUGGAAUUUGCUAUCUGACAUUGAAGAAGCUAUAUAUCUCAACUAGGGAAAUUAGGGUUUUAUUCUCGCAAAAAUGAAUUUCAAGCUAAAACUCAACAAAACAGCAGUUCAAACUCAAGAUUCCAGAACCCAGCCACUAAAACAAAAACUUCAAAGACGAAAAACACCCAAGGCGGAACUUUCUGGAGAAAAGCAGAUCGGGAUCAGAAGGGAGGGAUCCCUCCCACAGGACCUGCUCCGUCCAUCUCCUUCACCAUCGUCUCCGAAAGCCCCUCCGUUCUAGAAGAAUCUCAAAUCCCAUUUUUUCUGUGUGGCUGUUCUUUUUGUUUUUGUGUGUGCCGCGGUUCCUCUUAAAAUCAGAAAAAGCGGGAAUCCCUUCCCUCUUCAAUGGCAUUUUGGUGAUGGUGAUGGUGAUGAUGAUGAUGGUCAGCAAAGACGGUGAGAUGGAAAGACGGGGGAUGAAGGGAGGCUGAGAACUAAGAGAAGAUUUGGGUUUUUUAUUUUUUAUUUUUUUGGCUACCCAACCCCCUUUCUUGGGAGGCCGUUUUUCUUUCAAAA